UGCCGGGAUUCGAACCCGCGACCUGCGGGUCAGCAGCCGAUGCGCGUCGUCGGCUCGGUGGGUCCGUACGACGCGUACUUGUACGACAGUUCCGAGUACAACAGGAGCUACGCGGACCGGAUGUCGGUGAACGAGCUGCUCGACUGGCACCGGCCCCGCGUGCGGAUCCUGGAGCGCGGCUCUGACCUGCUCGCCUUCGAGACGGCGUUGGCCCUGGUGAAGCUGCUGCGUGAGUUUCCCGGCACCAGGGCGUGGCUCAGCUUCAGCUGCCAGAACGAGCGUCUCACGGUUAAGAGCGAGAACAUCGUGGAUGCCAUGCGCGCAUGCCUCGCCGAGGACUCGGCAAGACAGCUUGCGGCCAUUGGCGUCAGCAGCUGCCAGGCGCACAUGGUGGCGCCACUGCUGUCUGGUGUGUGGAAGAGCGGAAGGCCACCACUGGUCGCUCGGCCAGACGCCGAGUUCCACGAAGUUGGAGUAUUCGGCCAGCCACCCAAAGACCGCGAGAAGCUGUAG
Rhipicephalus microplus (southern cattle tick) is the source of this 513-nucleotide messenger RNA. Its product is annotated as homocysteine S-methyltransferase YbgG-like. NCBI's taxonomy places the organism in Eukaryota, Metazoa, Arthropoda, Arachnida, Ixodida, Ixodidae. The record is from RefSeq and is a predicted model, not a curated record.